AUGGACUCGCGGGCUCGAGCCUCGCCGCAGCCCUCUACCUCAGGGGAGAGAUCCGUCGCGAGUCCUGGCGAACGUCAGGAAGAAAGCCCAGACGAAGCGGCCCUCUGCCUGUUUGCUCCGCCACGCCCCCGGAGCACCUCUGUGCCCGCCGCGGCCGCGAGCGGGGUCCCCGAGGCGCGCCACCCCGCGGCGAGCGGGCGCCCCGCGCCCUCAGGGAGAGGCCCGGCAAGGCCCAGAGCCGGGCUUCGACGCGGGGCGGGCGCGGCUCCCGGCGCGCAGCCGGGGUCGCCACCCUCCCGGGACCACGGCCGCCGGGCGCCCACGGACCCGGCCCAGGGCGGCCGUCUGGAGGCCCACCUGAGGCUGGCUCUCGGCCGCGAGGCGCGUCUGUGGCGGGGCGGCCACCCCCAGGUACCGGCCCCCCGGGCGGGGGCUUCCGGGAGCACCCGCACCCCCUCCCCCAGCGCGCACGCGCCCACCUGCACCUGCGCUCAGGCUCCCACCACUGCUGGAGAGAGUCUGACCACUCGUGGCCCUCUCCCUCUCCAGCAGGAGAUCCGCCAUGCCUUCAAGGAAGUUGUGCUGUGGCUCCUGAGGCAGGAUAACAUCUUUGACUUCUCUGAGGCCACUAUUAACUUGGCUCUCACCAUCCUCAGCCGCCUCCUGGUUUCCGUAAAAGUCAAAGAGAGGCUACUGGAAUGUGUCACAAUUACUUCCUUGAGACUUGCAGCAAAGGUUCAUGAAGAAGAUGAGGUAAUUCCACAUGUAAAAGACUUCAUAAAGCACUAUGGCUCUAAGUAUACUCCAAGUGAGUUGCUGAGGAUGGAGCUGGCUAUUUUGGACAAACUGCACUGGGACCUCUAUAUCGGGACGCCGCUGGACUUCUUAACCAUAUUCCACGCCCUGGUGGUCCUGGACUGGCCCCAAGUGAUGGAGCUGCUGCCUCAGAGGAAUCCUUCCCUCCACGUCGAAUCCCUGACCAGGCAGCUGCAGCACUGUAUGGCGGGCCACCAGGUGCUGCAGUUCAAGGGCUCCACACUGGCCUUGGUCAUCAUCACCUUAGAGUUGGAGAGGCUCAUGCCCGACUGGUGUACUCCUAUAUCUGAUCUGCUAAAGAAAGCACAGGUCAAUAUCGAACAGUUUAGCUGCUGCAAGGAACUUGUAAAGCAGCAGCUGAGAAGUUUAUAGUCAUCCUCCUGCACAACUUCCUAUUUCACCUGCCAGCCUCUGCACCCCUACCCCAAUGCCCUUCAGAGUGUAAUAGUAACUCCUUCCUUGAACCCCUCAAAACUCCAGGCUUUAUCAAUCCUGUAACAAAAAAAAAGUGGCCCUGGAAGAGCAACUGAAAAAAAAAAAGCAAGUCCUUAGAAGAAAAUAAGGGCACAGUCACUAGAGGUAAAGGUAGUCUGACAGAUCCCAACCCUGCACCCUCCCUCCCUUGGGCCUGAGACCAGAGAGCAUGAAUGAAAGCUCCUAUUGCAGCUUGACCUUCCUUCCUCACCCAGCAGAGGCUGGUAUUGGUCCCUAAGAGAGCUGGAGGCCAGAGGUAGAUCAUGCAUAGGGCUGAUGGGCUGGGACUAGUUCUGACAGAUCUGUUCUUACUGUUCUAUUUUCAAGAGCUAGCCAGAUCCUUCCAGUUUCCCAGUCUAUAUUCCAAGCAUAGGCGCAGCACUUCAUGGCCCAACAACCCUGCCCGCCACAGCAAAAAUGGGACAGUCUCUCCAGAUAUAUUUACACCGACAUGGCCAUCACUGUGUCUUCUUUACAGAAGGGCUGGCUUAUAAAGUAUGCUUUAAUACACCGUCACUGAAUCAAGCUGUAGCAUGUUUUUCUUUUGUUAUUCUUUAGCAAAGUCAUUUAUUAGCCCAGCCAAAGGAAUUUUUCCAGUAAUUAAUGGCAUAAAAAGGUGACCCCUGUGAUGGGGAGGCACAUUCUGCGAGCUUUCUGUUGAGAUGAGCAGGUUCUGGGAUGGAGCCUGCUCCAACCACUGCACAGCUAGGUGGAGGAGGAGGUUGCUAGCUAGCAUGGCUGUGAGGGAGACGCCAGCUGCCUCUCUGAAGUUGUGACACUAUUGAGCCAUUCUCUAAGCAGUGG
This is a messenger RNA of Talpa occidentalis (Iberian mole), 2094 nucleotides long. RefSeq names its product cyclin I family member 2 (gene CCNI2). NCBI's taxonomy places the organism in Eukaryota, Metazoa, Chordata, Mammalia, Eulipotyphla, Talpidae. The transcript is spliced from 6 exons. The record is from RefSeq and is a predicted model, not a curated record. Gene Ontology annotation, biological process: regulation of cyclin-dependent protein serine/threonine kinase activity; mitotic cell cycle phase transition. Gene Ontology annotation, cellular component: nucleus; cytoplasm; cyclin-dependent protein kinase holoenzyme complex. The coding region runs from base 1 to 1188 and encodes 395 amino acids. Gene Ontology annotation, molecular function: cyclin-dependent protein serine/threonine kinase regulator activity.